Mus caroli (Ryukyu mouse) is the source of this 4011-nucleotide messenger RNA. RefSeq names its product X-prolyl aminopeptidase 2 (gene Xpnpep2). Gene Ontology annotation, molecular function: metalloaminopeptidase activity. The record is from RefSeq and is a predicted model, not a curated record. Lineage: Eukaryota; Metazoa; Chordata; Mammalia; Rodentia; Muridae.
CUCUGUCAGGCAGCUGCUUUAUAAGGACGGAUUACCCCACAGAUGGGCUCGGCUCCUCGUCGAACCAGACUGUCAUGUUUCAGUAACAGCAUGGUAUAGGUAAAGAAACUGAGGGCUCAGAGAGGUGAAGUCAACGCCCGAGGCCACACAGAUGACAGUAGACAGUAACUGUCCCCGAAGGCUAUCUCUGCAUGAGCCCGUGCUUGUCCUAUGAGGUAUCUGCUCCAGCCUAAACCGGAGGAAAGGCCUGGAAGAAGAGGCCACCAAACAACCCAACCCUCUCUCCAGUCCCUUGAUCUACUCGUCGCCAGCAUCUGGAGACCCAAUGGCCCAAGCCUACUGGCAGUGCUACCUCUGGCUUGUUCUCCUCUGUGCAUGUGCCUGGAGCUACCCAGAGCCCAACUACCUUGGAAGGAAAGAUGUGAGAAACUGUUCAACCAGCCCUGAGCGCCUGCCAGUUACUGCCGUCAAUACAACAAUGCGGCUUGCGGCCCUCCGCCAACAGAUGGAGACCUGGAAUCUCUCUGCCUACAUCAUCCCAGACACGGAUGCACACAUGAGUGAGUACAUUGGCAAACCUGAUAAGAGGCGAGAGUGGAUUUCAGGCUUCACAGGGUCUGCAGGUACUGCUGUGGUGACCAUGGGGAAAGCAGCUGUCUGGACCGAUAGUCGUUACUGGACUCAGGCUGAGAGGCAGAUGGACUGCAACUGGGAGCUGCACAAGGAAGUUAGCAUUUCUUCCAUUGUCGCCUGGAUCUUAGCUGAAGUCCCUGAUGGAGAGAACGUGGGCUUCGACCCCUUCCUCUUUUCUGUUGAUUCCUGGAAAAAUUAUGAUCAAGGAUUCCAAGACUCCAGCAGACACCUGUUAUCGGUUACAACCAACCUUGUUGACGUGGCAUGGGGGUCAGAGAGGCCCCCAGUGCCAAGCCAACCCAUUUAUGCCCUGCCGAAAGAAUUUACAGGGAGCACUUGGCAGGAAAAAGUAUCCGCUGUCCGAAGCUAUAUGGAGCACCACGCCAAGACUCCAACUGGGGUCCUUCUAUCUGCACUUGAUGAGACAGCCUGGCUCUUCAACCUUCGUAGCAGUGACAUCCCCUAUAACCCCUUCUUCUACUCCUAUGCACUGCUCACGGACUCCUCCAUCAGGUUGUUUGUCAACAAGAGUCGCUUUAGCCUCGAGACCCUGCAGUACCUGAAUACAAACUGCACAUUACCCAUGUGUGUACAACUUGAGGACUACAGUCAAGUUCGUGACAGUGUGAAGGCCUAUGCCUCAGGGGAUGUGAAAAUCUUGAUUGGGGUCAGCUAUACCACCUAUGGGGUCUAUGAAGUGAUACCCAAGGAGAAACUUGUGACAGACACCUACUCCCCAGUGAUGUUAAUCAAGGCUGUAAAGAACAGCAAGGAGCAGGCCCUUUUGAAGAGCAGCCACGUGCGGGACGCUGUGGCUGUGAUCCAGUACUUGGUCUGGUUGGAGAAGAACGUGCCCAAAGGCACGGUGGAUGAGUUUUCUGGGGCAGAAUACAUUGAUGAGUUACGACGGAAUGAAAACUUCUCCUCUGGACCCAGUUUUGAAACCAUCUCUGCCAGUGGCCUGAAUGCCGCCCUGGCCCAUUACAGCCCAACAAAAGAGCUGCACCGUAAGCUGUCCUCGGAUGAGAUGUACCUGGUGGAUUCUGGGGGGCAAUACUGGGAUGGGACCACAGAUAUCACCAGAACAGUACAUUGGGGCACUCCUACUGCCUUCCAAAAGGAGGCCUAUACUCGAGUGCUAAUGGGAAACAUCGAUCUUUCCAGACUUGUCUUUCCUGCUGCUACAUCAGGGAGAGUGGUGGAAGCCUUUGCCCGAAGAGCCUUAUGGGAAGUUGGGCUCAAUUAUGGUCAUGGGACAGGUCAUGGCAUUGGCAACUUCCUCUGUGUGCAUGAGUGGCCAGUGGGAUUCCAGUAUAACAACAUUGCCAUGGCCAAGGGCAUGUUCACUUCCAUUGAACCUGGAUACUACCACGAUGGGGAGUUUGGAAUCCGUCUUGAAGAUGUCGCCCUUGUGGUAGAAGCAAAAACCAAGUACCCAGGGGACUACCUGACUUUUGAAUUGGUGUCCUUUGUGCCCUAUGACCGAAACCUCAUCGAUGUCAGGCUGCUGUCCCCAGAGCAGCUCCAGUACCUGAACCGCUACUAUCAGACCAUUCGUGAGAAUGUAGGCCCAGAACUGCAGCGUCGCCAGCUGCUGGAGGAGUUUGCAUGGCUGGAGCGGCACACGGAGCCCCUAUCAGCCAGGGCCCCUCAUAUCAUCUCCUGGACCUCUCUGUGGGUAGCCUCUGCCCUUGCCAUCCUCCGCUGGAGUAGCUAGAGGCUCCUGAUUCUCCUGUGGACUGUUCACUUGCAUCUGGGGAUUCAUUUGCUUCUGCUCAGCUGUCCUCUCCUUAUGCCAUACAUGUCCCAAGGGCUACUGAUGGCUCACUACCUUGAAGCCAUUGGCCAGAUCCCAGACAACACAUUCUACCUUCUCCCAGAUGGACAUACUUUAUCAUGAACUCCCACCCCUGGGCCCUGGGAUAGCAGAGCCUGCUACAGUGAGUCCCUCUCUCCCAAAGUAAAGGACCCUAUAGGGUAACCCUCAGAGGGCUCCAUCCUAUCCCUGCCUGCUGGAGAAGGCCAGAGCUUUUGCCACCCACACUGACUCCAGACUUUUUAAAGGUGCCUCUGGCCACUCUUACCCAUAAGCCUACAGUAGCCUGUCUGCUGUAUUUGGAGAAGGAAGCGACUGGGUACUCUGGUCUCAAACUCCCACUGUAGUAUUGGGGAGAACAGAUAAGUUGAAGUCAGCUGUGGCCUGGAACUGAACACCUCAGUCAAUAAUGUGUACCUCUCCCCAUCUUACCCUACAUUUCAGCCCCUGCCUCAUUUAUUGAACCCACUGUCAUCAGUGGUUUCUCUGGUCUGGCCCUGUCUAGCCGUUAGCCACCUGGGCUCACAUCCUGCUAGAUGCUUAAAACAACUUUGCAAAGAUGCCUGCCUCUGGUUUUGCAUUGUGUCUGCUAUUGCUGUACUGGAGGAGGCUGCUGGUACCUGUGGCUUUUGUGGUGGGGGAGGAAGAGAAGAGGCUGAGGUGGGGGGCAGGGAUGUGAGGCUCCCAGAAUCUCAGUAGAGAGACACGUGGGAUUGAGAAUGUGCUCAUGGGCAUGCGUGUUAGUGUGUGUGCGUGCUUGUGCUCAUGUGCAUGUAUUCCAUGCCCAGCCAGCUACCCCGAGCCUGUAUGGAGGUUGUUACAACAUAAUGAAGGAGACAAGAGAGGCUUUGGAAACUUGUUAAGUGUGCUCCAUAAAAGUUGCAGCCAGCUCUUUUGUCUCAAGGGAGCACAUUGAAGAUGCGAACCAAGGUUCUAGGGGCCCAGUGUUGGACAAAGGCUCAGAGUUUGCCUGGGCUGGACCAACAAGGCCUAAUUUUCUGAAUGUGAAAAUGAUGUAUGGAGGCCGUGGAGAUGUCUCUGUGGUUAAAGCACUGGUUACACAAGGGUGAGGACCAGAGUUCCUAUCCCCAGAAAUCAUAUACAUGAGUGCUAGGUGGGUGUGGAGGCCUACCUAGAAAUCUACUCUCCCAAGGUGGAGACAGGGCAUCCCCAGAGCAAACAGACUAACUUUUGGGUUGACUGAGAAACCCUACCUGUCCUACCUUGAUGCAUAAGACAGAAGAGCCAUAGAAGAUGAUUUCUGAUAUCGACCUUCUACCUUAACGUGGGUAUGCGCAUGCCCCCCCAACACACACACAUACUACAGCCACCCAAAUCUGCUUCCAAAGGCCUGCAGAGCUGUCUUGUCCUUAUUGACAAGCCUGUCAUGGCUGAGCCUGAGAUGUCACUUGGUCUCUGAGAGCUACUACUGUUCCUAAAACGUCACCACAUCCUUACUCCAGUCACUGCAUUCCGCCCCAGCAUUCGGAGAGCUUUCUCUGCGCUGUCUUAUUUGAUCCUCCCAAGCCAUGAGGAGACAUUGGCACCCUUCUCGUUUUCAG